Juglans regia (Persian walnut) is the source of this 351-nucleotide messenger RNA. Its product is annotated as LIM domain-containing protein WLIM2b-like. Gene Ontology annotation, molecular function: actin filament binding. The transcript has 3 exons. Bases 1 to 312 code for a protein of 103 amino acids. Gene Ontology annotation, cellular component: plasma membrane; actin cytoskeleton. NCBI's taxonomy places the organism in Eukaryota, Viridiplantae, Streptophyta, Magnoliopsida, Fagales, Juglandaceae. Gene Ontology annotation, biological process: actin filament bundle assembly. The record is from RefSeq and is a predicted model, not a curated record.
AUGUCUUUCACCGGCACCCAACAGAAAUGCAAGGUUUGUGAGAAGACAGUUUAUCUGGUGGAGCAGCUAUCUGCUGAUGGGGUUGUUUACCACAAGUCUUGCUUCAAGUGCUCCCAUUGCAAGGGGGCGCUAAAGCUCAGCAACUAUUCCUCAAUGGAAGGGGUUCUGUAUUGUAAGCCUCAUUUCGAACAGCUCUUCAAGGAGACUGGUAGUUUCAACAAGAAUUUUCAGUCACCAGCUGCAAAGUCAGCUGAGAAGCCAACUCCAGAGCUGGUAAUUUUCCCUACUGCACUGCAUGUAUUCAUCAUUUGAUUUUGAUUAUGAGUGGGAAAUUUUAUUGAAAGGAGUCUA